Molecule: messenger RNA, 192 nt
Organism: Colletotrichum orchidophilum
Lineage: Eukaryota; Fungi; Ascomycota; Sordariomycetes; Glomerellales; Glomerellaceae
Exons: 1
Coding region: 1-192 (63 amino acids)
Source: RefSeq, a predicted model, not a curated record
AUGAUGCUUGCAAGAUCAGCGCAGAUGCUUGGUUCAAGCUUCGAUUGGCUUCGAGUACCUGGCCUCUGCAAGGUACUCCGGGUGGAAGACCCUGGGAUCAAACGCCUGGUGCAGGCCGUGGCAGGGUUCUGCCUACUACUCGGGCGGGCGGCGAAGCCACUGCCGUGGAGAGAGCGGUCCAAGAGUCUGUAG